UACCCAUUCCAAUAUUCUGGCCUAGAGAAUUCCAUGGAGUGUACAGUCCAUGCCUUAGCAAAGAGUCAGACACGACUGAGCGACUAUCACUUUCACUUUUCAUGCUUUUUAUAAAUGGCCUUUAUUGUAUUGUGGAUAUUUCUAUUUUAUUGUAUUUUUUUAAAAUCAUGAAUGGGUUGUGAAUUUUUUCAAGUGUUUUUUCAGCGUAGUCUUACUUUUACUUCUUACUUGAAUGUUGGUAGCAUUGCUCUCUGAAUCCAUUUCGUCCUAAGCUUUUAGCUUUUGGGAGGUUUUUUUUUUUUUAAUUAAUAUUUGAAUCUCCUUAUUUCUUAUUGGAGUGUUGAGUUUUUCUACUUUUUCUUGUUUUAGUCUUGACAGAUUGUAUGUUUUUCAGAAUUUAUCUAGGUUUUCCAGUUUGCAAUUGUUCAUCAAUAAUAAUGGUCCCUUAUGAUUAUGCUCCUUUACUUCUAAGGUAUCUGUUGUAAUGUCGCUUUCCUUUCUGUUUCUUUCAGUUUCCUCUCUUUCCUUCUUACCUUAGGUACGGGUUUAUUGAUAUUGUUUGUUUCUUUCAAAAAAUGCGUUUCCAGUUCUUGCACAUGCACACUGGGCAUUCUGGCACACGGGCAGUGUGUUUAGAGGCGUCACUUAGCGACGAUCAUUCUGGGAUGCAAGAUUCCAAACCGUUGAGCUUCCCAGCUGGGAGGUUGUGGCGGGACGGCUCUGGCUUACCUCUAGUGCUCGUGUUGGGUUUAGGGGACUGCGAAGAGCCGAGGGGGAGGUGAGGUGUGUUUGGAGUCUGUAGGCUCUGCGAUGAAGAAGCUUUUUGGCUUCAGGAGUAAGAAGGGCGUGUCACCCUUCGGCUCCUCCAUCAGCCUGGGGAGAGACAGAGGUCAUCAUAAAACCAGCUUCCAGCCCUGGUACCACAUCCGAGACAAGGACCUCCGAAAGAUUCACAAAGCUGCCAGCGUAGGCAACGUAGCUAAAGUGCAGCAGGUCCUGUUGCUUGGAGAGAAUGGCUUGAACGAGAAGGACAAGAGGAACAGGACUGCGCUCCACUUGGCCUGUGCCAAUGGCCAUCCAGCGGUGGUGGCUUUCCUCCUGGAGAGAAAAUGCCUGCUUAACCUCUGUGACAGUGAAAACAGGACCGCGCUGAUGAAGGCCGUAGAAUGCCAAGAGGAGGAGUGCGCGACUCUCCUGCUGGAGCACGGCGCCGACCCGAACCUCACGGAUGCCAAUGGCAACACCGCGCUCCACCACGCUGUCUUUUGCCAGAAUAUAUCACUCGCAGCAAAGCUGCUUUCCUAUGACGCCAAUAUAGAAGCCAGGAACGAGGAUGACCUCACACCACUAUUAUUGGCCAUAAGUGAAAGGAAACAGCAAAUGGUGGAAUUUUUAGUAAAGAAAGAAGCAAAUGUACACGCGGUUGAUAAGAUGAAAAGAACCGCCCUCAUCCUUGCUGUCAGUUACGAGUCUAUGAGUGUCGUCAGCCUUCUCCUGCAGCGAGGUGCUGACGUCUUUUCUCAAGAUGUCUUUGGACGGACUGCAGAAGAAUAUGCUGCUCUGAGUGGUUUUAAUAUCAUUUGCCAACUGAUCUCUGAAUAUAAAGAAAAGAGGCCGAAAACUCCUCCCGAAAAGAGCAACCCAGUGGAUACGAGUUCUGAAGAAGACUCUUUAAGCAGGUUUUCCAACAAACCUGGUGCUGACUCAUGGCCUCCGUCAGAUGAUGAAGUCUUAGAUUUUGAGACCAAGCAUGUCCCGAAACCAAACUUAGCAAAGCUACUGAAGGCUUUUCAGCAAUCCAAGAGAAACGACUGGGAUUCGACUAGUUUGAGCCUCAGUAGUGAGACUUGUCAAAGAGCCGGGCAUUUGAAAGCUGAUGAUCGGCGUCCGUUGGUGUCCCAAUCAGUGACCCAAAAUCAGUCAGCACCCACAGAACUCGGACAGAAGACCGCAACAGAUAAAGAAAAGAUGAAAAACGCAGCGAUGUUUCUGGUAGGGAAUUCCAUGCCCCAUCACCCAGGCCAGUCUCCGCUGCCAGAAAACAGAGAAAGCAAACAAGAUUUGUCAGGAGAACUAGAUGUGGAAGUGAUAUUAGAGGAAGAACAAGGAAAACUUCAUGGAAAUGAAAAUAACGAUUCACAGGUUGAAGAAGAAAAGAAGCACAAAAGUAGUGAAGUGGAAGUAUCAGACAAUGUAUGCGAUGCUGCUGAAGAGAGUCGAUUGAGUCAGCAGAGAAAGAGUGGAGGAAAUAACAAGCAGGAGUUUCCUGCUAUGCAGAAUAAAGGUUCUGAUGGUGUGAGGACUUCUUUCAGCAUUUCUUAUGAGGCGAGACUAGUGGUGAUGAACUCCCUCAGUAGUGAACCUGGCAUGCCCAGGAAGGAAAUAGAGAGAAAGAACAAUGACAAAUGGACACCAGAAGAAUGUGUGAUUGCACCAGUAUUUGAAAAGACCAAUUCACUGACUGAUGGUCUGCUGCACGUGACAAAUGACAGCAUUUUAAGGAAGGUGGAUCAAGAUGACAGCAGGCCUGCAAGGAAAACAGCAUAUGAAAAAAAGAAGGUUUCUGAUAGUGGUAGAAAAGCAAAAGGUCUGUUGCGCAAAAGCCACAUGCAGGAUGAAAUUGCCAUGCCAAGAUUAGAAAUAGACACAGUGAAAAAUCAGAACCAGGAGAAAGAAAAGAAAUGUUUUGAAGAUACUGAAAUUGUAAAAGGAGAGAAUGAUUAUCCUCAAAAGGCAAUAAAAUUGAACAAGGAAACAUUGACAAAGACCAUAUUCCAGCAUACUGGCCAGCUUAACGUUCCGGUAGCUGAAAAUACAAUGCUAAACCCUGAGCUGGAGUACGCAAAGCGAAGCAAAGAAAGACUAGAAACAGAAGUGGAAUCCUACCACUCUAGACUGGCUGCUGCCAUACACAAUCAUGAUCAAGGUCAGAUAUCACAAAGACACCUGUCACUUGCCUCCCAGAAAGCAAAAGACAAGAGGUUACGCUUGCAGGACCCAAUGAAGUUCCAUAUGGCUAAGCUGAAAAGUGACAAUGAGAUGCUUUCCCAGCAACUUUCUAAAGUGGAAAAUAAAUUCAAUAAGCUAAAAAUCAAGCUGCAUCAGACGAGAGAUGAUCUCAGAGAAAAGACUUUGAUGUUAGAACGUGUCCAGAGAGACUUACGCCAAGCAGAGUGUCAAAAGCAGGAUAUUGGACACAUGUAUCAGAACGAACAAGGCAAAGUGAAGGAAUACCUUGGAAAGCAGGAAUCCUUAGAGGAGAGGUUAUCCCAACUCCAGAGUGAAAACAUGUUGCUCCGACAGCAGCUGAAUAAUGCACAAAAUAGAGCCGACAGUAAAGAGAAGACAGUCAUUAGCAUCCAAGACCAGUUUCAGCAGAUCGUGAAAAAUCUUCAUGCUGAACAUGAGAAACAGGAUCUGAUGCUGGAGGAAAGAAGCAAGGAUUUAAGCAACAAAUUGAAUCAUUUAGAAGAGAGAAUGUGUCAGUAUGAAAAUGAGAAAGCAGAAAGACAAGCAGUUGUGAGACAACUUCGGCAAGAACUGGCUGAUAGCCUCAAAAAGCAGUCUGCGUCGGAGCUGUCCCUGGAGGUCAUGUCACGUUAUCAUGCCAAGUUAGAAGUUGAGGCACGGGAUUUAAAGAACUUAUAUCAACUCACAAGUCAGUCUCAAGAAACACAGGAUCAACAUACAGAGGCCGUGAGAUAUGCUGAAAAAACACAGGAUCACAUCCAAAAGCUUGAAAUUGAAAAUGCCAAGUCACAAACUACAGUCAAAAAGCAAGCGGGCGAAAUUGAACAGCUUCAGAAAAACCUCUUAAGUAUAAGAUUGAUUGAUGAUCGUCCAGCAGAGCUGGAAACUGUAUGUUCACAAUGUCUGCACAUGAAUGCAAAAAUUCAGGUUCUUCGAGAGGAGUUAUUAUUCAUGACAGGAAUGCAAAAGAAAUGUGAAGAACUAGAGAAGAAUAACAAGAAGCUUGAGCAAAAAAUAGUGAACCUCAAAAGUCACAUAGAAAUGAAUAUGACAGAGCACAGUCAAGUAGAGCAGUAUAAGCAGGAGAUUGAAGAAAGAGCGAGACAGGAGCUAGUAGAGAAAUUAAAAGAAGUCAACACGGUUUUACAGAUACAAGCAGCAUCUCAAGAAAACUUAGAGCAGGCACAAGAGGAGCAUAUUGCUUCCUUCAGAAGUCAGAUGGAACUCAGAAUGAAAGAGUUGGAAUCUGAAGUCUUCAAGAUGGAAACUUCUGAAGCAGAUUUGGAAAAAUAUAAGAAACUCUACCUCGAAGAACUAAAAGUUAGGAAGUCAUUGGAAAAGAAGCUAGACAAGACUAAUUGGAGGCUGGCAGAGAUGAGCACCGAACUUGAGGUGGAGAAACAGCAGAACAGGUCUUUACUGAGCACUCUCACCCCGAGGCCAGUCCUGGAGCCGCCCUCGCAGAAGAAAUUUCCAUAAUACUUCAAUAUGAAUCUUUCUCCAAAAACAAACAUAGGAUUUUCUACCUCAAUUCCAUGCCCUUCAAAUAACAGCAUGGCGACUGACUUGAUCAAGUUUAGUUCUACUAUCUUUUUUUCCUUGGGUUUAGCAUGUCCAAUAUGAAUGAUUCUUAUUUUCAACUUCUGAGCUGUUUAUUUGACUUAUGUGCACUAAGUAAGAGCCAUAAUUAACUGUGCUAACCAAGGAGACAAAAAUUUUAUGUUUCUUUUGUCCUAGAUUUCUAUUUUUAAGAUACUUACUAAUUUCUUAAAUUUCUUGAAAAGCUGCAUUUAAAUUCUACUUUAGAAAUGAAAUCUUAUUGCCUAGUAACCGAACAUAUACUUUCAGAUAUUUGACCUCCUUUCUAAUUGAUUUCACCUUGGCAAGUGUUCAUAAUCAUCUCCAAGCUCCGCUGAACCCACUGCAGUUUUUCUACCCCUAAGCAUAAGUGAAUGACUGGCAUUGAAACACUAACCAUAUAUGGAUGUUUUUGUAUUUGAAGGAAUCCUAUAUAAAUCCUUUUUAUGAAUUAAACAAACUUGUAGCACUAUAUCAGAAGAUUAAUUUCUAGUUUUCGAUCAACAUUUUGGUCAUUUUCUUACACAAGAAUGCAUCUUUAAUCGCUAUUUUACUUAUAGCCUUGUUACUUAAAUUUCUAAAAAAUAUUUUCUGAGCAAUUGUAGAACGUUUCUAAAUUUGUAGUUAAAGCAAACAUUAAAAAAUUUUAAAUGAA
Molecule: messenger RNA, 5203 nt
Organism: Cervus elaphus (red deer)
Lineage: Eukaryota; Metazoa; Chordata; Mammalia; Artiodactyla; Cervidae
Product: putative ankyrin repeat domain-containing protein 19
Exons: 22
Coding region: 811-4449 (1212 amino acids)
Molecular function (GO): protein binding
Source: RefSeq, a predicted model, not a curated record